CUAAACAGUUCACUGGGAAACGUACUAACGAAAGGUCGUCAUGUUAAUAGAAAUAUUGAUAUUUGUAGUUACUUUUUUGGUAGUGUAUGUAAUAUGGAAACAAAAGAAGGUGCACGACUUUUUGCGCGAAAGAGAUGUGAAGUUUGUUCCCGGAUACCCCCUAUUUGGGAACACUUAUGGCAGUUUGAUGGACAAAAGGCACAAUGUUGAUGAGCUCAUUGAGGUGUAUAACAAGUUUCCUGAAGAAAGGUAUGUCGGCUUCCUCGAAGGAUCAAACCCGGUCAUAAUAAUCCGGGACCCAGAGAUCAUCAAGAACAUCACAGUGAAGAACUUCGAACACUUCAUGAACCAUAAGGAGUUCUUUCCAUCCAAUGAGGACAUCUUCGGGAAGAGCGUGUUUGUUAUGAAAGGCGAAGUAUGGCGCGACAUGAGGGCCACCUUGAGCCCGGCCUUCACGGGGUCCAAGAUGAGACUGAUGGUGCCCGCCAUGAUAAAAGUCAGCAAUAACGUUGUGAAUUACUUGAAAGAAACCGAAGGCGAAAUCGUAGACGUUGACGACCUGAUGCGUCGCUACGCCAAUGACGUCAUAGCUGCAGCUGGGUACGGUCUGGAAGUGAACUCGUUCGUAGACAAAACCAACGAGUUCUACAACAUCGGACAGACCCUCUUCCAAUUCGACUUAAAACAGAAAUUGAUAUUGUUCCUGUUUAUGCAUUGCCCUUCUUUGACCGAGAAACUAAACAUGACGCUGUUUCCACCUAAAACGGUGAAUUUCUUCAGACACAUCGUAACAAAAACCAUGGAGGACAGGGAAAAGAAUAAAAUUGAAAGGCCGGACAUGAUACAGUUGCUAAUGGAAGCUAAUAAAGGAACUUUAAAACCAACACAAACCCAUGAAGAAAAUGAUGUUGGGUUCGCAGCAGUGGAAGAAGUUCUGAAAACCGAAGGCGAUGUGAGAAAAUGGUCCCUGGACGACUUAGUUGGCCAAGUGUUCAUAUUCUUCACUGCGGGCUUCGAGACCUCGGCUUCGACCCUCGUCAUGUGCAUCCACGAACUGGCUCUGAACCCGAAGGCUCAGGACAAACUGCACGAAGAGGUGCUACAGUUUUCGCAGACGAAGAAGCUGACUUACGAGAACAUACCAGCUAUGAAGUAUUUGGAUUGCGUUUUGAACGAAACAUUAAGAAAAUGGAGUGCUGCAAUCUUUAUGGACAGAACAUGCGUGAAGCAUUACGAGCUGCCACCACCCAGGGAAGGAGGGAAGCCAUACCUUUUGAAACCAGGUGACGUGGUGUACAACAUGGUGAACGCGAUCCACAUGGACCCGAAGUACUUCCCUGAGCCCGAGGCUUUCAUCCCGGAGCGGUUCUCUGACGAGAACAAACACAACAUUGAGCCCUUCACCUUUAUGCCUUUUGGCAUGGGACCGAGAGCCUGCAUUGCUUCCAGAUUUGCGCUCCUUGAACUGAAGGUGCUAAUGUACUUCUUGGUCCUGAAUUUCAAGUUCCUGAAGUGUGAGAAAACUAUGGACCCCAUCCGACUGAUCAACAAGGGGUUCCUGAUUCAAGCAGCAGAAGGAACCUUCAUCAAGUUUGAGAGUCGAAUGUAAAAAUUGAAAAAUUUUAACUAAUGUAACGUUAGGUUCCUAUUAUUAUUGUUUUUUAUGCAUGCAGGCAGGUAUUUGAUUUAAUUUUAAGCCUCAAAAUUAUGCAUCUUAGUUAUAAGGAUUUAUAAAGAGUUUAUUAAGAGUGGGCUCACCACAAUAGUCGAGCGGCGGCGGGGUUCAAACCCGGUCGUCGUGGAUGAAACGAUUAUAAUAUACAGUGUGAGUCACGUUAAAGUGUACAUAUG
This is a messenger RNA of Ostrinia nubilalis (European corn borer), 1851 nucleotides long. It is a transcript of the gene Cyp9g3, whose product is annotated as probable cytochrome P450 9f2. The record is from RefSeq and is a predicted model, not a curated record. The coding region runs from base 41 to 1609 and encodes 522 amino acids. Gene Ontology annotation, molecular function: heme binding; oxidoreductase activity, acting on paired donors, with incorporation or reduction of molecular oxygen; monooxygenase activity. The transcript has 10 exons. Lineage: Eukaryota; Metazoa; Arthropoda; Insecta; Lepidoptera; Crambidae.